Messenger RNA from Protopolystoma xenopodis, 246 nucleotides. Lineage: Eukaryota; Metazoa; Platyhelminthes; Monogenea; Polystomatidea; Polystomatidae. The record is from the annotation of a GenBank genome assembly.
AUGAACACGAUUACGCCUUUCUAUAAAACUGGAAACAAAUGUAGCCCAACAACAAAGGCAUCUCAGUUGCCAAAGUCACUCUGGUGUGACUACAGACCACCGCCAGUUUCCAUCCUCGAAAAGAAGCAUAACAGGAGUGGCACGGCUGAUGCUGCUCUUGAAGUACGCUAUAAAACAUGUUUAGAGUGCGAAUUCUCCUAUUCCUUCGCUCGUCUCCAUCGAGAGGGCUAUGUUUCCGACAGUUAG